AUGGAGCCGGCGUUGCGACGAGCAGCCUCCAGCGUCUGCGGACAAUGUUCCGCGACAUUGAGGAGGCAAUUGAUCUCCAACAGCGGUGUUAGAACCGUUUCCAGAAUCGCAUCAGCCCACUCGACGAGGGGUCUACAUUCCACCGUUCCGAGGAAAUCGAAGGCGAAUAAUGCGACGAGGCAAUUCUCCUCAACGGCCAAGGCCUCCAGCGAGGCAGCCGCUGCUAAGCCUGCGAGCACCGAGACGACAACCCGGAAGCUCCGUUCAGACGAUCUUUUCCACUCCUUCACGAACUCGCCCAUUCCCGAGAUCCGGCGUCGAGCGGCUUUCAUGAGACAACAUGCGUACUGCCCGCACCCAGACCAUAGAGCAACUCGUGUACCCACGAUUGCACCGCAGGGCGAUGAGCACGCACAUCAGACUGGAAACCUUGCGCCGGCGCAUGUUGACUUCGAAUGCCCCGACUGUGGAGUUCCUGUUUACUGCAGCAAGGAGCACUGGAUGGAUAAUUACGAGGCACAUCUUGAGAUCUGCGACACUUUGAAGGAGAUCAAUGAGGAUGACCAUGAUCUGCGGUCUGGCCGUGCUUUCCCAGAGUUUGUCAUGGCCGACGACCAAAUGCCGGAGGCCGUUGUUAACAUGACCAACUGGGACACGUUUAUGUACAGCCGAGAGUUCGAGGCUAUCAACGACGAGCGUAGCAUGAGGCAGGUCACGAAGAUGCUUACGUACCCCAUUACUAUUGGCAGCAUUCUGCAUGAGCUCAGCCCGUACAGCGUAAAGCAGGGUGAAAGGCUCACAAGCGAGGGUUUGAAGAGUUUGAGUGCUUUGCGUUACACACUUCACCCUCCUCUUUCAGGAAAGGGCACAGAUAUGAAGGACCUUCGUCCUGAGGCGCCGCCUGUGAGAGUGUUCUGCUUGGGCGCUCGCGCCGAGUCAUCGCUUCCGAGAAACGUCUGGCUUCAGCUGGCGCAUCUGUUCCCCGAGAGCAAGAUCCACCUCAUCUUCAUCGGCCCUGAAAGUAUGGCGAACAGGGAUGACGAAUUCCCGCUUCCCCCCAGAACACCCGAGAAUCCAUUUGGCAUGGUGAUUGAAGACCGGAUAUCCCACAAGCUAAAGAUCAGCACUAUUGUGGACUACUAUCAUACCAUCCACAAGACGGGAUACUUUGCGCCAUAUGAUCCGUACUUUGACUGCUUCUGCCUUUUCCACCCCGGCCUGGGUCACCCAGCGAGCAGCCACGAAUGGUCCGAGACUCUGCCGAUGCUUCUUGAGACGAAGCUUCCCAUCAUUGCCACAGGAUACACCCAGUUCGACAUGGAGAGAGAUAUUGAGUGGGUUCGUAAGACCGCUGCUGGCGAGUUCGAUAUCCUUUUGGAGCCCGGCGAGAACCGUUUCCGCAGUCUGAGGUGGGAUCUCAACGACCUCGAUCCUCAGGACGUCAGCUGCGGAAACUGGGGAGUCUGGGCAUUCCUCAGUUUCGCGAACGACAUCACCUCCUUUGCCCCGACACCCUCGACCCCCGCUACCGAACGUCUCCGUCCGCAGUUGCAGAGCAAUCCUUCCGCUCGCCGAUCAAUUCGCGCAGCCCCUACCGACUUCCUCUCCGACAGGGCCACUGCCGCCUUCAUCCGUCGUGUCCUAUGUUCCCAACAGCUAUCCGAUAAGGAGAGAACCACCCCGCCCCCGAUUGAGGAGCUGCUGCCGCCCCUGACAAGUCGAAACGACGUCGACCUUCAGCUAUACGCCCUGAUUGCUGUCAUUUUGAGGGAAUACGUACAGGCCUGGUACAGCAAGAUCACACCAGAUGAGGCCUUUGUCGACGAGAUUGUCCAGAUCAUAGCCCAUUGUACCAGAGCUCUGGAACAACGGCUGCGGAAGGUCGAUCUAGAAAGCCUGCUCUUCGACGAGCUUCCCGACUUGCUUGACAAACAUAUCAUCGUGGCGCCCUUGUCACCAAUACCACGGCCAGACCAACCAGAGACCGUUGCGAAGCAGCAAGAGAACGAGGCAAUCUACCGCCAGUUGUUGGUACAAGGCGUUUUGGCCGUACUGCUGCCAACCGAAGACCUCGAAAACGACUGCCUAACCUCCUUGGUCGGUCAAAUCUUCUCUGAGCUAAUCAUUGGCAAUGUCUUGGCCAAUCGGCUGUCUCAGCCAUGGCUUAUUUACGAAUGCCUGAUUAUUCUCACGAGAGUCCUUGAACGCAAGUCUGAACCCAUCGAGGAAGAUGUUGCAGAGGCGGUGCAGGCCGGGUCAGCGGCUCCUCUGCCUAGACCGGCUCGCCGCAGCUGGUCAAUCCAAGGGGUAUUUUGGUCUUUCGUACACUGGUGUUUUCUGUCAUUUGCAAUGAUACGCCUGAUUGUCACCACUCUCGCCAUGUCUUCAUCCUUGCCUCCAAGAGCAGAUGUUGCCUACAAUGAGAAACACGAGGUGACGAGUCAGUUAUCAGAUUCAAAAGCGCCUGAUGCACUCACGGGCUUAGACGAAGCACAACCAGUGAAGACUCCCAUCUUCGCCUUCAAGCUUUGGACCUGCAUAUCCGACCUGAUCGAACUGGACGCCCGCAUGCCUUGGUUGAGCGGAACGCUCUCGAUGCUUCAGCUCGGAGCUAUGAAAGGUCCAGGCCGGGUCGCCGCCCUUAACGGACCCAUGGACAGGAAGCCUCAUUUACGCGCCCAGCUCCAACAACGAGCACCGACUUACAAGGGUCUGGUCACCACCGUCAUCUCCUUCAUCCACGCACACCUACGGAGACCCGGCACUCAGUCACUCAACCUUCACGCCCUCGCUUCCCCUUCGCCCCACCGCAUCAGCCUGCCAGAAACACCGUCAGAAGUCGGUACACGGGUUGGCAUCAUUCUUGCUGCUGGUGACGGGGCCGCGUUCACUAGCAGUAUCAUCAUGGGGCUCCCCACGGGCUUCGUCAAUGGCCGCCUGUCAGCGCUUGCCGCGUCGCGCGCGAAUUAUAGGCUCAUCUCGCAUACCAUACACCAACGGGUUCUCGACGCCGCGUACCUGCCCACCCUCCUUCGGUCCAUCCGCGCCGCCCUCUUUCCCAACAACGCUCCCGGCGUCUCGACCUUGGUGGCCCCCUCCUCCGAUCAGGAGCUGCGUGCCCUGCGCCGCAGGUGCGCUAGCGCGGUUCUAGCCAGAAUCCCGCCGUGGCUGGCUAGGCUCUACCUAGGCGGGCGAGGCCUUGGCCUCCGGUGGCGGUCCGGUCCGGACUCUAGAGCAACAGGAGCAGCAGCAGCAGAAGCUGGGGCUAGCGGGGAUAACACCGCCGCGGCCGGUGAUUCUGGCUCUGGUACUGGCAGCAGCAGGGAUGCCAACGUCGAGGCGGUCGCCACCGGCACUAGCGACUGCGAUAGUUCAGGUGACGAGAACAGCACAAAGUCGCAGCCUCCUGAAGACGAUGAGGAUCAGCAGCAGAUGCUGUCCGAGAUUGAGGAGGGCAUCCUCGACGUCUUUUCGGACGAAUACUGCAACAAACACUUUGUGUACGGCAUGUUGGAGUUGAUCCUGGUGAGACUGAUGCCCGAGCUGGCGGAGAAGGGGGUGGUUGAGCUGUGGGAGGAACGAUUGAGCCUAUGA
This is a messenger RNA of Colletotrichum gloeosporioides, 3594 nucleotides long. Its product is annotated as Protein MSS51. The record is from RefSeq and is a predicted model, not a curated record. Gene Ontology annotation, biological process: mitochondrial respiratory chain complex IV assembly. The coding region runs from base 1 to 3594 and encodes 1197 amino acids. Lineage: Eukaryota; Fungi; Ascomycota; Sordariomycetes; Glomerellales; Glomerellaceae. The transcript has 6 exons. Gene Ontology annotation, cellular component: extrinsic component of mitochondrial inner membrane.